AUGGCUCGUUUGCUUGCUUUUGCGCUCCUCGCUGCGACCACCAAUGCUCAGCUUCACCGGCGUGACGCCCCACCAGCAUUCUCAAAACCCGCGAGUACCGCAGUCGAUUUCGUUGACCCCUUCAUAGGAAAUGGCGGGGACUCUCCCAACGGAUCUGGAGGCAUGAUACCUUCUACUGCGCCUCCCUUUGCCAUGACCCGCUGGGUCGCUCAAACUCGUCAGAACUAUGUUUCCGUCACACCGUACAACUACACGGACACCUCCAUCCAUGGAUUCCAGGGGACACAUCAACCUGCUAUCUGGAUGGGCGAGAGUGGCCAAGCAAUCAUCGCCCCCGGUGCUGGUACUGUACGACCCAUCUUCGAGGACCGCGGGAUGUCCUUCAGUCACGCCAAUGAGGUUGCGACCGCGGGGUACUACUCUGUCCUUCUCGACUCUAUCGAGGGCGGGACCAUACACGGCGAGCAGUCUGCCACGUCUCGCGUCGGCCACCUCCGCUUCACAUUCACAAACACCGCCGCGCCCUACGUCCUCGUCGAGGCGACGCGCGCAUCUGUCAUGGGCUCCGACGAUCCUACCAACGUCACCUACCCACUCGGCGCGAUCGCCAUCGACCCCGCAAAGCGCGAGAUCAGCGGUCGCAACCCGGAACGGCAGGACUUCAUCAUCGGUCCCAACUCCGCACCCUCGUUCAACGGGUACUUCGUCGCGCGCUUCAACAAGCCGUUCGAGAGCUUCGGCACGGCGCAGAACGGCUCGGUUGCGGAGGGCGCGACGGAGGGCGCGGGCGCGCUCUUGUCCGCGUUUGCGCGCUUCGCGGAGAACACGAAGGUAGUGGACGUGCGUGUGGGGGUGUCGUUCAUCUCCGUCGAACAGGCACGGAAGAACCUGGACGCUGAGGUCCCGGACGGGACGACACUUGAGCAGACGGUGGAGAAAACGCGCGCAGCGUGGGUGGAAAAGCUCGACCUCGUCCAGAUCGAGGGUGCCAGUGAGGACGAGAGCGUCAUGUUCUACACGGGCAUCUUCCGCACUCUGCAGUACCCGUACGAGCAGAGCGAAGAUGGCGAGUACUACUCUGGAUAUGACGACAUGGUGCACGAGGGGGAGUCCUACACUGGUUACUCGAUCUGGGACACCUUCCGUGCCGAGUGGGCGUGGCAGAUUCUCCUUGCUCCCGAGCGCAUCCCGGGAAUGGUUACCAGCAUGCUCCAGGACUACACCGAGGGAGGCUGGUUGCCCAUGUGGAAGAACAUUGUUGAAACCAACAUCAUGGUUGGAACUCAUGCUGACUCUUUGAUUGCUGAGGCCGUUAUCAAAGGCAUCACUGACUUCGAUAUCAACACCGCCUACGCGGCCGUCCACAAAGAUGCGACCGUGCCUCCAGAGAACGACUGGAAUACUUCCUACUUCGACCGCGAAGAGAAUGUCGGCUACGAAGUCCGCGCUGGCCUGUCUUCUGUCUACGAGGCCGAUGGCUUUGUGGCCUCCGACAUACACUCCGAAGCCGCCUCUCGCACGCUUGACUACGCCUACGACGACUACGCACUCUCCGUCCUCGCGGCGGCGCUCGGUAAAUCCGAGGACUCGGCCCACUUCCGCGCCCGGGCUUUCUCUGCGCCUUUCACGAUCUUCAACAACGACACGGGCUUCAUGGAGGCGCGCAACGCGAGCGGCGCGUGGGCGGGCCAGGACGCGGGCUGGACCGAGGGCGACAUGUGGGCGUACACGUUCGACGUCGUGCACGAUGUCCCGGCGCUCAUUCAGAGACGUGGUGGGAACGCGAGCUUCGUCGCGUUCUUGGACCAGCACUUUGACGGCGGGCACAACGAUCACACCAACGAGCCCUCGCACCAUAUUCCAUACUUCUAUUCGCUUGCCGGCGCGGCGUCAAAGUCACAGUCGCGCAUUCGCGAGAUCGCCAAAGACAAUUACAACGCCUCCGUGAACGGUCUAUCUGGCAACGAAGACUGCGGGCAGAUGAGCGCGUGGUACAUAUUCAGCGCGCUGGGCUUCUACCCCGUCGACCCCGUGUCCGCCGAAUACGUGAUUGGAACACCGUUCUUCGACAAGGUCACGAUCGCCCUCCCCGGCGCGCCCAAGCCGCUCGUUAUCACCUCGCCCGGCGCGCCCUUCAAGCCGUACAUCAAGAGCGUGUCCGUCAACGGCCGCGAACUCGCGCAGCCGAUCCUGACGCACGCGGACAUCGCCCGCGGGGGCACGAUCGAGUUCGAGAUGAGCGAUGCACCGCAGGCGUGGUGCUCCGCGACGCUCGCGAAGGGAGAAAAGAGGUAUGAACACGUCGAGCUGUGA
Epithele typhae is the source of this 2313-nucleotide messenger RNA. Its product is annotated as glycoside hydrolase family 92 protein. Gene Ontology annotation, biological process: protein deglycosylation; carbohydrate metabolic process; glycoprotein catabolic process. Lineage: Eukaryota; Fungi; Basidiomycota; Agaricomycetes; Polyporales; Epitheliaceae. The record is from RefSeq and is a predicted model, not a curated record. The coding region runs from base 1 to 2313 and encodes 770 amino acids. Gene Ontology annotation, molecular function: peptide-N4-(N-acetyl-beta-glucosaminyl)asparagine amidase activity; carbohydrate binding. Gene Ontology annotation, cellular component: nucleus; cytosol. The transcript has 13 exons.